Messenger RNA from Zymoseptoria tritici IPO323, 452 nucleotides. RefSeq lists its product as uncharacterized. NCBI's taxonomy places the organism in Eukaryota, Fungi, Ascomycota, Dothideomycetes, Mycosphaerellales, Mycosphaerellaceae. The transcript has a single exon. Bases 214 to 399 code for a protein of 61 amino acids. The record is from RefSeq and is a predicted model, not a curated record.
CUCUGGAUAAACGCGAUCAUCUUAUUGCUUCGCGUCCGGCGACUGCACGAGUCUUGCCGCUCGUGCGACGAAGGCGCUAGGGUAGGAGUUUCGCUCGUUUGGUGAUGGCGGAGGGUCUCGAACGAGUGGGCGAUGGAGUCUGUCUUGAGGAGAAGUCAUCUCCGCCCCCAAGAAAGGAGGCGAUAUGGUUUGUUGGCAAAGGUUCCGUAGCGUAUGCGAGUCGCGACAGCGCGUGCGUGCCCGGUUCGGAAACAAAAACGUGGCAGUCGGCUUAAAAACGCCACAGAGUCAACCGUUCCUCAUCUCUUGCGCAGAAAGGAAUUUGACACAUGUGCGGAUCUGACUCGACGUAGCUAUAGCACUCCGCAGUGUAUCGCCCCUAUUCUGUCGACGGUCUGAACUGCUUCUUGGUUGGACGUUAAGUCGAUGCGCGGUAAGAUUGAGGUAUGACG